AUGACGUCAUCACCCCAGGUGCGCGUGGAGGACUUCCCUGUCAUGCCCUGUGAGGUCACCGGGUUCCACAUCAAGCCCUUCGGCUUCUUCUCGGGCAACCCGUCUGUGGACAUCCCCCCGGGCCCGAACAAGGCCAGCACGCUGGCGGGUAAGAGCACAUGCUGCGCGCACGCCAAUGGCGCCGCCAACGGCACGGUCAACGGGACGGUCAACGGGGCGGUCAACGGCGCCAACGGGCAUGCGUGA
Messenger RNA from Monoraphidium neglectum, 246 nucleotides. RefSeq lists its product as hypothetical. Gene Ontology annotation, biological process: amine metabolic process. Gene Ontology annotation, molecular function: copper ion binding; quinone binding; primary methylamine oxidase activity. NCBI's taxonomy places the organism in Eukaryota, Viridiplantae, Chlorophyta, Chlorophyceae, Sphaeropleales, Selenastraceae. Bases 1 to 246 code for a protein of 81 amino acids. The record is from RefSeq and is a predicted model, not a curated record. The transcript has 2 exons.